Molecule: messenger RNA, 1692 nt
Organism: Puma concolor (puma)
Lineage: Eukaryota; Metazoa; Chordata; Mammalia; Carnivora; Felidae
Gene: RMP64
Product: ribonuclease MRP subunit p64
Biological process (GO): positive regulation of Notch signaling pathway
Cellular component (GO): nucleus
Source: RefSeq, a predicted model, not a curated record
AUGGCUACGGUGCCGCCGGGCCCGGAGCCGUGGAACCGCGUAAAGAUCCCGAAGGCGGGGAGCCACAGCACAGUGACGGUACCGGACCCCGAUGCGGCGCUGGACCUUUGUGUUGCAGCUGUAAUUAGAGAAUGUGGUCUUGUUACACUGUCACUGAAGAGCCAAACCCUGGAUGCAGAAACAGAUGUGCUAUGUGCAGUCCUUUACAGCAAUCACUACAGGAUGGGCCACCACAAGCCCCAUUUAGCCCUCAAACAGGUUGAACAAUGUUUAAAACGUUUGAAAAACAUGGAUUUGGAGGGUUCAAUUCAACAUCUGUCUGAGUUGUUUUCUUCCAAUGAAAAUCAUCGUGUAACUACCGAAGCAUAUGUCAUCCCUAGCCAACCAGUGGUUGAAUUGGUGCUCAUGAAGAUUUUGGGAGCCUGCAAGUUGUUACUUCGCCUCUUGGACUGUUGCUGCAAGACAUUUCUCUUGACUGUGAAACAUCUAGGUUUACAAGAAUUCAUUAUUUUAAACCUUGUGAUGGUUGGGCUGGUGAGCAGGUUAUGGGUUCUCUAUAAAGGUGUUUUAAAAAGGCUGACUUCUUUAUAUGAGCCAUUGUUUGGAUUGCUUCAUGAAGUCUCUAGGAUUCAACCACUGCCUUACUUCAAAGAUUUUACCUUUCCUUCUGAUAUUGCCGAAUUUUUAGGACAGCCCUAUUUUGAGGUCUUUAAGAAAAAAAUGCCCACAGCUUUUGCAACUACUAAAGGAGUAACUAAAUUGUUAAAUAAACUGUUUUUAACAAAAAAUCAAUCACCAAGGUCUAGCAAAGAAACUGUACACAGAAUUUCCAAAAAAGCUAAGCAAAUGAAGAUCAAUAUACAGAAUAAUGUGGAUCUUGGACAGCCAGUAAAGAGUAAGAAAAUCUUCAAAGAGAAGUCAUCAGAAUUUGAUUUGAGAGCUUUCUGCAAACAGCUGAAGCACAAGGCUAUUCAGGAGACCAGCGUUAAAUGUUCUCAGUCCAAACUAAAGGCAACCAAACAUUCUUCUCAGAGAGCAUCAGGAACUCCCUGUGCCAAAAGUUUUGUGCAAAGAUUUCGAGGGGCUAAGACUUUCACUCAACUUUCUGAAGAAAUCCAAAUGGCAAUUUUGUGGUGCAGGAGCAAAAAACUCAAGGCUCAGGCCUCCUUCCUGGGUAACAAACUUCUUAAAAGUAACCGGCUUAAACAUGUGGAAGCUCAAGGCCAUGGUUUACCAAAGAAACUAAAGUGCAUAAAAGCAUCUAUUUGCAACUGCCUUCUUCGUGGCUCAGGAAUCAAGACUUCAAAGCAUCAUUUGAGACAAAGAAGAUCUCAGAGUAGAUUUUUACUGGGACAGAAGAGACUGCAGAGAAAGUUGCAGUUGACUCUUUCAAAGGAAAUUCAACAGUCCCCUCAAGGGAUGCAGAAUGCUACAGAUAGCAGAAAAUGGAAACGCUCACACUGUUCAGUUCAUAGAACUGAUCUCUACCCCAACAAUAAGCAACUCUUGAGGAGCAGAGUUUCAAAUCCUGUCAUACAAACUAAAGAGAAACAAAUUCAUGAAAACCUUACAGGAAACAAUGAAAAUGAAGUGAAUUCAUGGACAGUGAUGCAAAUGAACAAACAUAAUACAUCAGGAACCAUUAAGGAGACAGAUGACAUUGAUGAUAUUUUUGCCUUAAUGGGUGUUUAA